CAUCGUGUAUUUUAGGAAUGGCCGCGACAUGUACAACAUUAGAUUUUGCUGGUCAUAAAGAUGCACCGAAUAAAAAAGAUAAAUUUGAAUCAGGAAAUUUUGGUCGAGGCCAUUUAACCCUGAACACUUUAUAUUUCGUCCCAUGCUGUGGGGAGAUCCAACAAUGGGACAUUUAUGUAGAACAGCCGGGGACGGUCCAUCUACAGGUAUGGCGGAGUUCUACAUCCGGGUAUCAACUUGUGGGACAGAAUAACCUCACAUUUACUUCAGAUGGCUUGAAAGAGCAGGAAAUUGUUAUACUUCCGGCACAAAGAAUACACGUCCAGGAGAACGAUUUGAUAGGAUGGUAUUCCCCCGUUGACGAGGUGAUCCCUUACAAAUCGGAGGGUAGUGGAUCAACGAUUAUACAGGAGAGCAUGGCGAUGGUGUCAAUUGGAGGAGUAUUUGAUUGGAGUUCAGGGACGCAUGUGCAAAAGAGAACCUACGCCAUUAAAGCCCUGCUCGCACCAGGUAGUAAUCCAGUGAUGGUCACGUUUCCAGCCUCCGUGACCUUCAGUCACAUGACCUCUAUAGGGACUUCUGUUUACCUCCCCGUCAUAUCAGGGAAGGAUGAGACUACCACUUACAUAUUUACACUGAGUGGUACAGGGCCAUUUGUCAUCGAUUCAGGGUCUGGUAAUAUAACAACAUCCUCGUCAGUGACAGUAGGGACUUACAGUCUCUCUGUGACUGUUACUGACGCUUGUGGAAGAUCACAAACCCAGUCUUUCAACGCCAUAUUCACAAACAUGGCACCAGUGAUAUCCGGUCUUCCGUACAGUGCUGACCUUCAAGAGACAACCGUCCAAGAAAACUUCCUUCAUUCAAUUAGCAUUGAAGAUGGCGAUGGUGACUCUUACACGUGCAUGCUGGAAAACACCUCUCCUUCAUCAGGAAAUUUCUUUGUAAAAGCCAAUUAUUCCAUUACUCUCGGUUAUGACAUAGUCUCCAAAAGCAAUCCAGCUUUGUCCUACGCCUCUACAAACACAUACACACUGAAUAUCAGCUGUUCUGAUGGUAUCGACACAUCGUAUGGAAUAUUUACAGUCUACAUCAUACAGAAUAUAGCCCCAUCAUUCACCAAUCUGCCAUAUUCACUUAUAUUGUCCACAAAGUCAACUGCAGUAGGAACCUCUGUGUAUAAGGUCCAAACCGCUGACCCUGACAGCAGUACUCUGUCUACAAGCAGCACUUGCUCACCCUUGCCAUGUCCUUUUUCUGUUGCAAGUGAUGGUACAGUGACGAGCAUCACGGAUCUACGGACUGAGACCACCGUGUCGUACACCCUACAGUUAUAUGUUAAUGACAGUCUGGUUACAACUGGACCCAGUGUCUUAACAAUUACCUUAACAGAUUUGAAUACAGCCCCAACCUUUCUAAAUUUACCAAAGACAGUGUACGUAAGUGAGCACAUUUCGGAAUCCUCAGUAAUUUAUCAGAUUUCGGCACAAGAUUUAGAUGUUUCUGAUGUAUUGUCAACGACAUUUACCAUUCAGCCACCAGCUGGGACAUUACUGCUUAAUAUCAACGCCACUGAUUUGACAGUCAGGCGAAACAGUGGAGCAUCUUUUAAUUAUGAGAAUUUAUCUGCUAAUAAUUAUACAAUUUCUGUGACGACAACUGAUGGGAUAUUAAGUACCACCUUCAAUCUGAUGAUAUCUAUACUUGAUGACAACGAUCCUCCAAGCUUUAACCAAAACAUUUAUUAUGUUACUUCUAACGAGGGUCAGAAAGGAACAUCACUUCCGCCCGUGGGAUUUGGAGUAUCUGAUGAGGACAUUAGUGACACCUUUACCUUUGGGAUCACAGACGGAUCAAACUUUGUCAUCAAUGCUUCUACUGGAAUCAUUUCGCUUCUCGUAGAUAUUGAGGUGAAUUCAACCACCUCCUUCAAUUUAACUGUCAAGAUAACAGACACAGGUGGUUUGUCUGACACCUGUACCGUGGUGAUCGCAAUCCAGAAUGUCAACAAGAAGCCGUAUUUUACGAACUUACCUCAAACAGUCAGUGUUCCCGAAAAUACAGCUUCCGGAUCCUCUCUGUUUUCAUUGGGACUCAGUGACGAAGACCUGACCGCUACAACUGUAUCUUAUAUAGUCUCUCCUGCGUUAUCCUCUAAUCUGUUUUUCUUCAAUGAUUCAGAAAGGAAGCUUUAUCUGGCAAAUGGGUUUUACUUCGACUAUGAAGGAGCUGUUGUUUACAACUUAACCUUUGAAGCCAAUGACGGAACAGAGAUCUCAGACCCGGCAAUUCUGUAUUUAGAGAUUGCCAAUGUGAACGAACCUCCAAUAUUUCAAUCAACUUUUUAUUAUUUAUCAUUCAACGAAAACAAGAGUGGAUAUGCACUCCCAAACAUAGCGUAUGACGUCACUGAUCCAGAUGCAGGUGACAUAGUAACAUUCGGUAUAAUAGAUGGACACUUCAUGACAAAAAUAGGAAUAAACUCCGGUACUGGUCAGAUGCACUUGACAGCAGACAUCCUAGUGGACAGUACUCUUACAUCUAACCUGUCAGUACAAGCUACAGACUCAAACGGUCUAUCGUCCAAGGCUUCCAUUGAAAUCACAGUUUAUAACGUGAACAAUGCACCUUAUUUUACGAAUUUACCUUUCACUGCCAAUACGGAUGAGAACAUUUCGCCUGGAAGUGUUGUAUAUGACGUCACUGCGCGAGACGAUGAUGUAGCUGAUGUCUGUUCUUGUAGCGGUACAUUUUCACCGUCUGCUGCCGCUACAUUGCUGCACUUUGAUUCUGCCGAUCAAAAAGUGAAACUUCGAGCCAAUGCCACACUGGAUCACCAGCUUCUCAGUAGUGUGAUCGUGACUGUCUAUGCGUGGGAUUUGGCAGGUGCCACAUCAACAUCAAACCUUACCCUCAAUAUCGUCAACAUCAAUGAACCUCCAAAGUUUUCAUCGAAUAUUUAUUAUGGAGAUGUUCACGACGGAACGUUGGGAUCACCUGUCACAGCAUCAAUAUCAGCAGUGGACCCGGAUGUAACUGAUAUCCUUACCUUUAGUUUGAUAAGUCAGAGUGUCAGUGGAAUAUUCAACAUAAACACUAGCUCAGGAAUAAUCUAUACAGCAGUGGAUGACCCCUAUUCAAAGUCCAAUGGAAACUGCACUCUUGUUAUUCAAGUGCAGGACCAGUAUGGUGCAUAUGAUCAGGCAUCAGUGAUUAUCAGUAUUAAUCAUUUUAAUACAAAGCCUGAAAUUGCGAAUUUUACUGGACUUUUGUACGUAUCGGAGGCACUUUCUUCUGGCUCCUUAUUAACUAUUUACUCCAUCAUCGAUCCCGAUACGAAUGACGUCAUUACAGAGAGAAUAAAUUUGGCGCAUGCGUCAGCUGAAAACAAGUUCCUGUUUAAUAUUUCAAAUCGACAGCUUUACGUCUUCAUGAAGGAUCUUGUUGACUUUGAGUCAAAGAGCUCUUACAAUCUCACAUUCAUUUUAAAUGAUGGUUAUAAUGACUCUCCUCUCUAUGAGCUAAUGAUAGCAGUGGCAGAUGUGAACGAGUCUCCAUUUGUACAAUACAGCAUUUAUCACGUGACAGUUCAAGAAAGUACAAGUGGAACUGUGUUGAAUUUAAACAUUACGAUCUCUGAUCCUGACAUUGGUGAUACUGCCACGUGUAUUAUAUUAAGUGGGAACGACAACCAGUACUUCAGCAUACAUCCUACAACGUGUACAAUGUCUCUGGCUAAAGACUAUGAUAUUGAUUCGGAACUACCCUCAUCGCAUUCCUUAAUAGUUAAAGUUGUUGACAACAAAGGUCUCUUCACAACAACAACAGUGAACAUCAAUGUUGUUGAUAUCAAUGAUAACUAUCCACGCUUUGAAUGGCCAGAAUAUAUUACUUUUAUUGCGUCAGACUCCAUAAUCGGUUCUCAGUUACUGACUAUGAAUGUAAGUGAUAGUGAUAGUGGUCUAAAUGCAAAACUAACGUGUCAAAUGGACCCCCACCAUUAUACAAGUCUUUUUGUUGUUUCGACAAACUGUAUCCUCUACCAAAGUGAGAGUUUAGAUGGAAUGGCUGAAGGGACUGAAGUCAAUUUUACCACAGUUGUAGAAGACGCGGGGUCGCCGUCUUUGUCAGCAUCUGCAUUGGUCCGUGUCAUUGUCCAAGGUACAGUGAAUUCAGUAGCACCUCAGGCAAGUGCUACGUACCAAGUGACUAACGAUUCCGAGGGCAUAGACUUCUCCGACUGGCGAGUUUUAGCGGGAUGUGGCACUAUUGGUCUUGUAUGUCUUCUAGCAAUAGUAAACUCAGUCAUUUUAUUCCGAAGAGGAUGUAGCAAAACACAAAACUUUGAUAAGGAUCACACAAGUUUUGCAAAGGAGGAGGGAACAGUAAAGGAAGAUGAGAGAAAGCAGAACUCACUUGAGAAUGAGAAAGCAACCAACAAUCGACGUAGCUCUAAAAAUUCUGUCCAUAAAGUUAGGAAGACGUCUUCAUUGCCUCUAUCAACUCCCAAAAUGGAAACCAUAUCUGUUUCCAGCGCACGGUCUGAGGAUCUCAGCAGUAAUCUAACUCCUACAGACAUUUCUCUCAAUGAUUUCCCAUCAAACUAUGUGAACAACCAGACAAGCAGUUCUUCAUUAGCAAGGGAAGACAACAAACACUUCUCCUCCUUCUUUAAAAGCAGUCGUCGUAUCAGCGAUAUAACGGGGCCAAGCUCUAACUAUGACUUUUUCUAAUCUUUAGAAGCUAAUCUUUUGCUUUGGAUACAGAAAGUAAUGUCAAUUUGUCUUGUUUUUCUGUUUUUUGUUUUACAGUUUUUAA
Messenger RNA from Saccostrea cuccullata (small rock oyster), 4818 nucleotides. Its product is annotated as cadherin-23-like. Gene Ontology annotation, cellular component: catenin complex; plasma membrane; adherens junction. The record is from RefSeq and is a predicted model, not a curated record. NCBI's taxonomy places the organism in Eukaryota, Metazoa, Mollusca, Bivalvia, Ostreida, Ostreidae. Gene Ontology annotation, biological process: adherens junction organization; calcium-dependent cell-cell adhesion; multicellular organism development. The coding region runs from base 18 to 4733 and encodes 1571 amino acids. The transcript has 22 exons. Gene Ontology annotation, molecular function: calcium ion binding; cadherin binding.